UAUUGACAGCUACGAACAAAGGGCAAAUGUAAAAAUACAUGUCGACAGAGGAAAGAAAUUACUAUUGGUGCUUUGUGAUCCUUUUACUGGAAACUGGCAGCGUUAGAAUUGUUGUGGGAAAAAGUACGGCGUUCGAGUGCAAGUGCAAGGUGUGAACGUAUUUCCCCGCAAGACCGAAACAAAGAUGAUUGGGACGGAUUAACGUGUUGGCCCGCGGUACGCGGUGGCACUGUGUGGAAGCUCGUCUGUGGGUCGGCCGAGCCAAGCGAAGUGAAAAAUUAACUGGCUAAAUGUGUAACAGAAUCGAUAAAGCAAUCGGGUAGUUUACAAAAAAGCAAUGCAGAACGGACCGGAGAAGAACGGCAGCAUCGGAGACGGGCAGCAAACUCUGCCAUACGAUUGGCAAAUGUGUUAGAAAAUUAAUGCUCCACAGAGGCUAAAGGCUGUACGUAAUUUUAGCUCGUCCCACACAUACGCACACACGCAACACACAUACACACACAAGGCAGACGGGCAGGCAACUGAAAUGAGAAGAGGGGAAAAAACUGUCUAAACAAGCAAUUGUGGUCUGCCACCCCCCACCCAUCGUAGGGUAGUGGAAGAUUUUUGCUCACUCCGUACGACUCCUUUUGGCAAGCGGUAAUCAGAACGCGUGUAAAUUGUAAUAACCAUUCUGCAAAGCAACAUGAAUGAGAAGAAGAAUAAGUUGAAAAGUAGCGCUUGUAAAGCAAACCACAAUCCGCUAAAUUGUCCGCUAGAGAAGGCGGACGCGUCGGAAACGUAUCUGCUGAAGAUAAAAACAUGGAGCCCGGGCAAGCGGUCGCAGUGCUUCGUCACACUUUACCGCCACAGUAAAAGCAAUAUUUCCACGAUGCAACGCAAUUCCAACUCGCUUCGAACGCGCCUAUCGUGCUCGCAUAACUCCCUGACUGAUUCCAUAAAAAAUAAAGCAGACGAUUCGGUGUUCAUCACGCAAGCGAUGUCACACGAUGCAUUAGACGACAACAAAAUUCUUGAUUUCUAUAAUGUUCCUAUCGAUUCUGACAUCUAUACCACGCCAAUUGAUUUAAUAAGGAAUACCUACAACGCGGAAACGUCUUUUUAUCGCAACCGGAACGAAGCAUCACAGAGAAACAGUUGGAACAAUUUGUUAAACUACAGUGAACAGAUCAGCUCUAUUAAUGAGCGUAAAAACAACAAACCCCACAUUAUACUUGACAGAAAAUCAACCAAGGUGGUUGACAAACACACCAACAGUGAUAAAGCGGACAGCAAGCGCAACUCCAUCUCGCACGAGAUACGCGCUCAGUGCAAAAAGUCAAACUUUUCCGUAAAUCUUAAGCAAAAGUUUUGUAACAUUUUUCGAGUAAGCCGACAGCAGCACCACAAACCGUUCUUGGGCAACAAGCGCUCGAUCGUCGCCAGCAGAGCGAAAGAUAAUGCUGUGUGCGUCAAAGACAAAAAUGAAAGCGCGAUCGGUAAGAAAUUAAACACUCCACGGAAGCUGCCGCCGCUUCCUGCCAAUGAAUCUGAUUUAAGGUACCUAAUGGGUGAUACUAGCGACCAGAAGAAGAAAUCAAAUGAAAGGAAAUCGUCGAUGGACUUUACUGCAAGUAUAGAAAAAGUUCAAGAGUUCGGUUGGUACUGGGGUCCAAUAACGUCUGAAGGAGCGGAAAAAAUACUAUCGAACGAACCGGAUGGUAGCUUUUUAGUUAGAGACAGCUCCGACGACCAUUACAUAUUUUCUCUAACAUUCAAACUAAAUGGAACGGUGCGACACGUUCGAAUAGAUCAAUAUCAAGGAUCGUUUUCAUUCGGGUCCUGCGCUAAGUUUAAGUCUCGUACGAUAAUGGAAUUUAUAGAGAAUGCCGUGGAACAUUCAAGAAGCGGAAGAUAUUUGUUCUUUCUCCAUAGACGUCCGGAAUAUGGCCCCAUGCGUGUUCAAUUAACAAAACCAGUUUCGCGUUUCAAACAUGUGCAAAGCCUGCAACACAUAUGCAGAUUUGUCAUCCAUAAAACAAUCAAGCGAAAAGAUCUUAUUCAAGCUCUUCCCCUACCGAGAAGAGUUUUGGACUACUUGUGUUACAAAAACUGUCUUUCGGAGCGUACUGAAGUGGAUUUGCUAAGCAGCCUCGAAAAACCAAAUAUUGUACUCCGUUAGAAGUGAAGCGAAUGCACAUUUUUUCGGAUAGUGGAUGUAUAACAUAAUAUCGAAAAAAAAAACAAAACAAAAAAAACUGAAACAUAUAUAACCUACCCUCGUAAAACUAAA
Molecule: messenger RNA, 2272 nt
Organism: Anopheles gambiae (African malaria mosquito)
Lineage: Eukaryota; Metazoa; Arthropoda; Insecta; Diptera; Culicidae
Product: suppressor of cytokine signaling 7
Exons: 7
Coding region: 686-2161 (491 amino acids)
Biological process (GO): phosphatidylinositol phosphate biosynthetic process; intracellular signal transduction
Cellular component (GO): phosphatidylinositol 3-kinase complex
Molecular function (GO): 1-phosphatidylinositol-3-kinase regulator activity
Source: RefSeq, a predicted model, not a curated record